ACGCUGUAUAUCAUGAACUGAAGAGAAAAUAAAACCAGCCACCAGAGAUGGAAACUGUAACAGCAAGCUCUAUAUUGAUAUCAGUAGUCUGUAUAAUUCUUGUGACAGGGUUAAUCAAAGUAGUGAACUGGGUAUGGUUCAGACCCAAAAAGCUGGAGAAAUGUUUCAGACAACAAGGUCUACCUGGUACUUCUUACCAGUUCUUGAUUGGAGACAUGAAAGAUUACGCGUCCAUACGCACUCAAGCAUUAGAAAACCCCAUGAAUGGCUUCUCCAAUGAUUAUGUUUCGCGUGUUGAUCCUCUAGGCCAUCAACAUUCCACCAAAUUCGGAACGGACUAUUUCGUAUGGGCAGGUCCAAUGCCAAUGAUCAGCAUCUCAAAGCCAGAGUUAAUCAGAGAGGCUUUUACAAAGAUGCAGGAAUUUCGGAAAGCGAAAUUCAAUCCUGUAUUUGAUAAGCUUUUUCCAGGGCUUGUCAGCUAUGAGGGAGAGAAAUGGGCCAAACAUCGGAAGAUCAUUAAUCCUGCCUUCCAUAUGGAGAAGUUGAAGCUUAUGUUGCCGGCAUUUGGCGACAGUUGUUUAGAGAUGAUCAACAAAUGGGAGAUGGUAGUAGCUGAAACGGGUUCAGGGGAGCUUGAUGCGUGGCUGGAGUUAACAAAACUUACUGCGGAUGUAAUCUCUAGAGCAGCAUUUGGUAGCAGCUAUGAAGAGGGACAAAGGAUAUUUGAACUUCUCAAGGAGCAGACAGAUCUAGCUCUUCUUAUGAUACACUCGCUUUAUAUCCCAGGAUACAGAUACAUUCCGACACCAAAAAAUAGAAGAUUUAAGAGAUUAGAAGAUCAAAUACAUACUUCGCUGCGUGCAAUUAUAAACAAACGGAAGGAAGAAAUCGAGGCUGGAGAAGCAGUAAAGACUGACCUGUUGGGUAUACUCAUGGAUUCCAAUUUAAAAGAAAUCCAACAAGUUGAUGGAAAUAACAAAUAUCAGCAUCUUGGGAUGAGUAUCACAGAGGUAGUUGAAGAGUGUAAACUAUUCUACUUAGCUGGGCAAGAAACUACUUCAACACUACUAGUUUGGACAUUAAUUUUGUUGAGCAAACACCAAAAUUGGCAAGCACGAGCACGAGAAGAGGUAUUGCAAAUGUUUGGGAAGAAUGUGCCAGACUUUGAAGGUUUAAACCACUUGAAGACAGUGAUAAUGAUACUUAAUGAGGUUCUUAGACUAUAUCCACCAGCAUUUCAACUGUCACGAAUGAUUUAUAAGGACACAACUCUAGGUGCAUUAUCAAUUCCUUCGGGUACAAUGAUCACUUUCCCAAUAUAUUCUGUUCACCGAAAUAAAGAAGUUUGGGGUGAUGAUGCACUAGAAUUCAAACCAGACAGGUUUUCUGAAGGAAUCUCCAAUGCGGCAAGGGGAAAUAAUGCAUUUUUUCCUUUUGGCUGGGGGCCAAGAAUAUGCGUAGGAGAAAGAUUUGCUAUGGCUGAAACUAAAAUGGCGUUAUCCAUGAUUCUACAACGCUUCUCCUUUGAGCUUUCACCAUCUUAUGCUCAUGCACCGACAAGUGUUAUCUUUUUACAACCUCAACAUGGUGCUCAGAUAGUCUUACACAGGUUAUGAAUGUAUAAACAAUGAGUGUAACUCAAUCUUCUCCACAAUUUUACAAGACUUGCACCUUAAUUUCAAUUUGUAAUGCAGCAAUCGUUUAACAAAAUGAUGUAUCUCUUACAUACCUUCUAAUUAAUGCCAUAAGAUAUGGAUACUUAUAGCAAUGAAUUAACCAA
Beta vulgaris subsp. vulgaris (sugar beet) is the source of this 1780-nucleotide messenger RNA. Its product is annotated as cytochrome P450 72A397. Gene Ontology annotation, molecular function: iron ion binding; oxidoreductase activity, acting on paired donors, with incorporation or reduction of molecular oxygen; heme binding. Bases 48 to 1616 code for a protein of 522 amino acids. The transcript is spliced from 5 exons. NCBI's taxonomy places the organism in Eukaryota, Viridiplantae, Streptophyta, Magnoliopsida, Caryophyllales, Amaranthaceae. The record is from RefSeq and is a predicted model, not a curated record.